AUGAGCUCCAUUCCCUCGCCGGAGGAGCUGGAGCACUUCCAGCGCCUCUCCAACAGCUACGAGCCCGACUUGCAGGGCCCGCUGGUUGGUCCCAGGAUGUCGACCAAUGCAAUCGUCAACGAGUAUGCACAAGGUCAUCCAAUCUAUGUUGCGAAGACGUCGGCCCUCGCUGCAACCCACUCGCAUUACCGCACGAUGAAGGGAGACGGCAAUUGUGGCUGGAGAGCCCUUUCGUUUGGCUAUUUUGAAGCCCUGUUGCGUCUCCGUGAUGCCCGCAAGAUUGCCGAAGAAAUUGUCCGCCUCAAGGGCUUUAACCGGCUGAUAGCCGCCAGUGGUCACGCAGAGGAUUUGUUCGAGAUGUUUGUCGACGCUUCUGUGUCUCUCCUCGAAGCGAUGCUGAAAGCCAUUGGGUCCGAAAACUACGAUGAUUCGGUCCUGAUGGACGUUUACAACGACGAAUACACCUCAACUUCCAUCAUCCAGCAUUUCAGAUUGAUAACGAGUGCCUGGAUGAGACUUCAUCGUGAUCAAUAUCAGAGUUUUCUGCCGGAACCCUUGGAUCAAUACUGCCAAAGGACUAUUGAGACUGUGAAAACUGAGAUUGAUGAAAUCGGCCUCCAGGGCUUGGUGGACGGUGUGAUUUCCGAUUCUGGCUUCGCCGUCCAGAUUGCCUACUUGGAUAGAAGCCAGGGUGACCAGGUUAAUUUCCAUGUCCUUACUCCUGGUGGCCCUAGCCUUGCCACUAUCCGUUUGUUGUACCGACCCGGCCACUAUGAUGUUCUGUAUCCGACAGACCCAAAUCAGCUGGAUGUACCUGUGAACUUCCAGUUUGGGCUGACAUAUAGCAGCUCUUCCUGGUGCUCCGCCGGCUUACCGUUUGACAUAAACUCUGCCUUGAUAUCCAUUCCUGCCGUAUCCAUAGAAGACCAAUACUUUCGCCCGAUGCCGGUAAACCCUCACUUCCACCCGCCGAUGGCCGUGAAUCCCUUGGCCUAUGAGGAGGUAUAUUCCGCAGCCCAACCGCCGCCACCGCCGCCGCCACCACCUCCACCUCCACCACGCCCACCGGUUGUCACCACCACUCUACCGCCUGCUGCUCCUGAUCGAUCUGGGGAGCUACCUAUCCGAAUGAACCCACUGGUUAGUGAGCCGAUGAACACGAUCCCACUGAGUUCUAUUCCCUUUAGAAAUUCCCACCACAACCAAGCGCAUUUUCGGAAUCCGGACUUCCAGCCGUCUCAGUGGGAUUACACAAAAGAAUACAAAUAG
This is a messenger RNA of Ophidiomyces ophidiicola, 1269 nucleotides long. RefSeq lists its product as uncharacterized. The record is from RefSeq and is a predicted model, not a curated record. Lineage: Eukaryota; Fungi; Ascomycota; Eurotiomycetes; Onygenales; Onygenaceae. The coding region runs from base 1 to 1269 and encodes 422 amino acids. Gene Ontology annotation, biological process: protein K48-linked deubiquitination. The transcript has 7 exons. Gene Ontology annotation, molecular function: ubiquitin binding; cysteine-type deubiquitinase activity. Gene Ontology annotation, cellular component: nucleus.